CAGACAGAAACAGAAACAGCAGGAGAGAGGGGGAACCGGAGAGAGAGAGAAGAGAAGCCAAAUCUCGCCUGCGAUUGUGGCCGGCCGGCGUCGUCCCGUCCGUGCUCGGCGAGAUGGAGGCGGAGUGGGACUGGGACGGGACGGACCCGCAGGACGCCACGGAGAUGGACGAGUUCGAAAGGGUGGCGCUCGCCGCCGGGGUGCUCGACGUGAACCCGGGCGGCCAGGAGAGGUUCGAGAGGGAGUGGGAGCAGAUGGAGGACGAGAUCUACCGCCAGGUGCUCGCCAUCGGCUCCUUCGCGAGGUUGGAUAAUGAUGGGGAUGGACGUAGGGAAUUCGGUCGUCAAACCGCACUGCACACCUAUCUUGGCGACGUUGAUGAUAUACCGGGCAGAAAAGCUACUCUCUUAGAUGCUGGUUCGAUCCUCACCUUGCCAAUGCUCUUUCUUCAUGGUGUCGUCCUGUUUCCUGGAGCUACCUUGCCUCUGAAACUAAUUGAGGCUAGGUUUGUGGCAGCUGUCGAGAAGGCUUUAAGCCGUGAUGAUGCUCCAGACACAAUAGGCGUGGUUCUCAUGCACGGACGACCAAAUCAUCGAAAUUAUGCUAAUGCUUCAGUUGGAACCACAGCAGAGAUACGGCAACUUGGACGGUCGGAUGAUGGUUCAAUAAAUGUUAAAGCACGUGGUCAGCAACGAUUUCGUCUGAUCCGUUACUGGGCGGAUGUUGAUGGGGUGGUGUGGGGUGAGGUUCAAAUUAUCGAGGAAGAUCCUCCACUAAGAACUCCAAGAGGUGCAUUUGCACAGCUAGCUGCAUCUAGGAGCUGCCGGCUGCAUACUUCUUCACCAGUUAUGAGCUUGGAUGUGUCACCAAUGAAACAACAGGGCCAUAUGGAUUCAGGUCUACAUGGUGAUACUCCUUCUGCAAGUGAUUCAAGUUCACAGUCUAGCAAUUCAAUGAAGCCCUAUGUUUCUGGUCAGUCAGGCGAGAAUGCCAAUAUGGAUGAGGAGGAUUCUACUUGCUCGACACCCUCGAGUACAAGAACAGAUACAAAGAACCAGUACAACGCUGCUAAUUACUCGAAGCAGCCUCUUCAGGCAUCAUUGGCCUUUUGGCCUCAAUGGGCUUAUGAAAUGUAUGACCCAUAUUCACUUGCUUGUAGAGCUGCUGAUUUGUGGAGACUGAUAAUCAAAACGCCAAGCAUUGAUGAGCUUGUAAAAAAACCAGAUCUUUUGUCAUUUUACAUCGGAAACCAACUUCCAGUAUCGGAACCUGUGAGACAAAAAUUGCUGGAGAUUAAUGGGGUUUCGUAUCGCCUACGAAGGGAGAUCCAGCUUCUAAAGGCCUGUGAUCUUAUAAAAUGUGGAUACUGCAAGUCCGAAAUAGCAAAGCACAGCGAUGUGGUGGUGAUGUCUAGCGAUGGGCCUCUUGGUACUUAUGUCAACAAUCAUGGGUACGUGCAUGCAACGAUUACUGUGAACAAUGCGACGGGGCUUGCUCUCGAGGGGGAUCCCACAGAAGAACACAGCUGGUUUCCAGGGUACGCUUGGACUAUCGCGUCGUGCGCGUCCUGCGGUUCCAGCAUAGGUUGGCUGUUCAGUACCACCAAGAGGCAUCUGCACCCGAAAUCCUUCUGGGGGAUCCGCAGCUCCCAGAUUGCGGAUGUUGUAGAUGUAGAACAACAACAGGAGGAAGAAUGAUGCCGUUCUCCAUGUACAGCGAGCCCUGUCUUGACUUGUGCCGUCUUCUUUUCCUCCGUUUCCGCAGACUUAGAACCUAGAGUGAGAGUGUGGCGCCUGCGCCAUCCUUGUCGCGCUCUCGUUUUUAGCCUAGACCCAUAUAUACCCGCCUUUCACCUAACAACCACCCUCUUCUUGGCCUUGUUGUGUGUAUUGUCUGCUUGUGUGUGCGCGUAGCCCGUUUCAGAAACCUUCUGAGAUGCAUGUAGUGUACACACCUAGGCUGGAUAAUAAGUUUUCCGGAUGCUAAACAAAGCAUGUCUGUGGAAGUCUGUACUUAAAUAAGUGUGUUAUGUUGAAAGAGAAGUCUAGCUCCAUUUGAAAUGAUGCUUGGAAAUUUGGCUUCUUUGUA
Messenger RNA from Triticum dicoccoides, 2088 nucleotides. RefSeq names its product protein cereblon-like. The record is from RefSeq and is a predicted model, not a curated record. Lineage: Eukaryota; Viridiplantae; Streptophyta; Magnoliopsida; Poales; Poaceae. Gene Ontology annotation, cellular component: Cul4A-RING E3 ubiquitin ligase complex. The coding region runs from base 114 to 1697 and encodes 527 amino acids. The transcript is spliced from 10 exons. Gene Ontology annotation, biological process: protein ubiquitination.